AUGCUGCCGAAUUGGCAGUAUUUAGGACCUUCAAAACCACAGAACACUCUGCAGGACACCAAGUUUUUUGUUUGUGAGUUCUGUGAGCUCAAAACAUGUUUUCCAACUUUUGGAAUGUCUUCAUUUGAUAGAUUUUCGAAAAUUCGAGUUUUUGCAGACGAAAACGAUGCUAGCGAAGCACCGAUCGAGGAGGAACAAGAACAAGAGCGGCAGGCUCAGCAAGGCACGCAUUUUUUCAGAAAGAUGCCUUGAGAUGUUCAUUUUCUUUUCAGAAUUCGCAUCGUCGAGUGCCUUUCCGAGAGUCUUCGACAAGAAUUAUGUGGAACAGCUGCGCAAGCAAUUCCUGAGUCAGCAGUCGGAACGACGGGCGAUCCGAGGCGGACAGCGACUGGGCACCGACGAGCAGUUCGUGCUGAAACGGCUCAAAGAGUCAGUCCCCCUCGCCCCGCCCCCCACAAUCCAUUUAUGAUAUCCGUUUCAGACACGGCCACCCGUGCAGUCUGUCCACUUUCACGUGUCUGAGUGGCCACUGCGGCCGCUCGUUCGAAUGCGUUCAAGUGCUCGCAUUCCACGUGUCAUACGCCCAUCAGGACGUCAUGAGCGCCACUUCCAAACAUCUCACGUGUCUUUUGUGCGGAAAGAAGUGGACUACUGUCAGGGUGAGCAUCGGAAAAGAGGGAAAAUGGACUUUUGAACUAUUUGAAAUGAAGAGUUCAAAAUUUCGCACAUAUCUCGGGACCAGAUAAUCGGAUCGGUUUGGAACCUGAACCCAAUAUACUUAAAUUCAAGUCCAAGAAGCCUGUGAAGUUCCGGUCUGAUCGGAUUACUGCAUCUCUGGAAACAUUGAGCUAACCCAAUACAUGUUUUUCUGCAGCGCAAGAUCAUGCACCUGUCGCUUGCGCACCGCGGAAUCGGAGAAGAGCACAACAGUCAGUGCAUGCUGCAGGUGGACUCGGUCAUUGCGCCCAACGCUCCCAAAGUACACAGACUCGAGAAGGCGCAGAGGGAGUACGAGCACCAUCGGUACUAUAUUUUCGUGGUUCCAAUUCAAAUUUGUGUUCAGAAUGAACGAAGGGACGAUGCUGACGGAAUCGUACGAACAAAUGGUGCCGGUGGUCGAGGAAACUGUGGAAGAAGUGGAGGAGAUAGAAGAGUUCGGAGCAUUCGAACAGAUUGAGACCAUCGACGGCACCGAGUACGAAUAUUAG
This is a messenger RNA of Caenorhabditis sp. 36 PRJEB53466, 1208 nucleotides long. The record is from the annotation of a GenBank genome assembly. NCBI's taxonomy places the organism in Eukaryota, Metazoa, Nematoda, Chromadorea, Rhabditida, Rhabditidae.